GGCGCCCAUGCUGCAUCCCCUCGCCGCAAUGCGGCAGCUGUCUCCUGCCACGCUAGCUAGUUCAUGUUCAAUCAUUCAGCCUGGAUGCUGUAUCCCCCCGUAGUCCGUACGCAACUGGCGAUCGUUUCGUUGCAAAUCGCAGCACGAUUCGUCACAAGCUCUUCCUUUUCCUUUUAAUGCUCGUUUGCCGCCGCCGGCCGCUCUCCCCAAUCCCAUCCCCUCACCAAUUGGAUUCCCCGUACGCCGUCGUAUCUCGAGCUCUUGUCUUUUUCCUCUUGUACCGAAUCCUCUCGUCGGAUUGGAACCGCUCGUUCCGUCUCAAUGGCGGCGGUGGCGGGCGAGCCGGAGGUGAUCCGUGACAAGGCCGCGAUGCGCGCGUGGGCGCGCCGCCGCCGCGCUGAGGGCAAGACCGUCGCGCUCGUCCCAACCAUGGGCUUCCUCCACGACGGCCACCUCUCCCUCGUCUCCGCCGCCGCCGCGGCGUCCGCUACCGGCCCCGUCGCCGUCGUCGUCUCCAUCUACGUCAACCCCAGCCAGUUCGCCCCCACCGAGGACCUCGCCACCUACCCCUCCGACCUCGCCGGGGACCUCCGCAAGCUCGCCGCCACCGGCGCCGUCGCCGCCGUCUUCUGCCCCCCGGACCUCUACGUCCGCGCCGGCGCCGGCGGCUCCGGGGGCGCGGUGUCAUGCCUGGAGGAGGCCAGCUGUGGGGACGGGCACGAGACGUGGAUCCGGGUGGAGCGGCUGGAGAAGGGGCUGUGCGGGAGCCGCAGGCCCGUCUUCUUCCGCGGCGUGGCUACCGUCGUCGCCAAGCUCUUCAACAUCGUCGAGCCGGACAUCGCCGUGUUCGGGAAGAAGGAUUAUCAGCAGUGGCGCGUCAUCUGCCGGAUGGUUCGUGAUCUUGAUUUUGCCAUAGACAUCAUUGGCUCAGAAAUAGUGCGAGAAGCUGAUGGUCUUGCAAUGAGCUCUCGCAACGUACACCUAUCACACGAGGAAAGGGAGAAGGCGUUGUCCAUCCAUAGAUCACUAGUGAAUGCUAAAACUGCUGCUCUGAAUGGAAACAAUCACAGCGAACAAAUAAAAGAUCAAAUAGUGCAGACACUUACUGAAGCUGGUGGUCAGGUUGACUAUGUCGAGAUUGUGGAGCAGGAAAACUUGGUGGCUUUGGAGAGGAUCGAUCGCCCUGCGGCGAUCUGUGUUGCGGCAUGGUUUGGGAAGGUGAGAUUGAUCGACAAUAUGGAGAUCCAGACGCACCAUCCCGAUGGAGGAGCUAGUAUUUAGAGAACCGUAGUUAUAACACAACUGAAUGCCGGCUUCCUGUUCGGAACCAAUACGCUUGCUUAUUGGUUAUUGCUUCACUCCAUAACUAGCUGACUGGAGUAGAGUAUCACCCUGAUUAAUUGCUACGUUGUACUGUACACUAUAUAAUCAAAUGUAGAUGUGGUAAUAAAGAGCCGAUACGAUUCUAGUGAA
Molecule: messenger RNA, 1473 nt
Organism: Panicum hallii
Lineage: Eukaryota; Viridiplantae; Streptophyta; Magnoliopsida; Poales; Poaceae
Product: pantoate--beta-alanine ligase-like
Exons: 4
Coding region: 322-1281 (319 amino acids)
Biological process (GO): pantothenate biosynthetic process
Molecular function (GO): pantoate-beta-alanine ligase activity
Source: RefSeq, a predicted model, not a curated record